Messenger RNA from Branchiostoma floridae (Florida lancelet), 1770 nucleotides. Its product is annotated as CMP-sialic acid transporter-like. The transcript has 7 exons. Gene Ontology annotation, molecular function: pyrimidine nucleotide-sugar transmembrane transporter activity. Gene Ontology annotation, cellular component: Golgi membrane. Gene Ontology annotation, biological process: pyrimidine nucleotide-sugar transmembrane transport. The record is from RefSeq and is a predicted model, not a curated record. The coding region runs from base 78 to 1163 and encodes 361 amino acids. NCBI's taxonomy places the organism in Eukaryota, Metazoa, Chordata, Leptocardii, Amphioxiformes, Branchiostomatidae.
GUUACUUUCCCUCUAUUCCCCUGGGAGGAUAAAAAUAGUGGGCGCGCGGAGCAUUGUGGGAGGAGCAGGUUUCCAACAUGGCGGAUUCUACAAAAAACGCAGCAGCUAACACUGCUAAUGGCACUGAAGAGGCAGGCAAGGGAUCCGCUGGCACCGCUAAGAAAGAGGGGGCGUCGGUGGUAUUCAAGCUGUACUGCCUGGCAGUGCUGACUGUCAUGGCGGCAUCGUACACGGUACUGAUGCGCUACACGAGGACUGUCGAAGGCGUACGGUACUACUCCACCACCACGGUUUUCGUCACCGAGUGCGCCAAGAUGUUUUUCACACUGUGCAUCCUCCUGAAAGAGCAUAAGGGCAGUAUACGAAAAGUUACACAGGAACUAAAAGGGAAUAUCGUCGGGAAGCCCAUGGAAAUGUUGAAGAUGAGCGUGCCGUCCAUCGUAUACGCCAUCCAGAACAACAUGACGUUUAUCGGACUCAGUAACCUGGACGCAGCAACAUACCAGGUGACAUACCAGAUGAAGAUCCCAUGUACGGCCCUGUUGUCUGUGAUGAUGCUGGGCCGAAGUCUCAGCAGUAUGCAGUGGAUCGCAGUUUUUGUUCUAACAGGUGGCGUCAUUUUAGUCCAGGGCAUAGGAGGAGAGGCAGUGAGCCACACCUCCGGAACUGAGGGAAGCUAUGUUGUGGGCCUGACUGCUCUGACCAUUGCCGUCUUCUGCUCAGGAUUUGCAGGGGUUUACUUUGAGAAACUGCUGAAGGGUUCGGACACCUCCCUGUGGGUGCGGAACGUGCAGAUGUACACCUGGGGCAUGCUCAGUGCCUUCCUGGGCGUGGUCAUGCACGACUGGCAAAAUGUCAGGGAGAACGGCUUCUUAUACGGCUACACACCCCUCGUCUGGCUGGUCGUAUUGCUAGGCAGCGGUGGUGGCAUCUACACAUCCAUUGUAGUGAAGUACACCGACAACAUCAUGAAAGGUUUCGCGGCAGCUGCGGCUAUCGUGUUGUCUACCGUCGCUUCUAUCAUGUUCAUGGGCCUCGUCGUCGGAUGGAUGUUCGUCUUGGGCGCCAGUCUCGUCAUAGCCGCCAUCUUUUUGUACGGCCUUCCCAAAACCAACACGGAAAAACUCCCCGCUAGGAAAAGUGGGACGGCCCAGAAUGUGUGAGGCCACCUUGUGGUAGUAUCCAGUACUGCACCUUGAUGUCUUUUCAUAUCGACUUUAUGAAAUUAUCCUUAUGUGUUUAGUGGUAGAUAUAUCACAUAGAAAUUUGGUGGGUGAAUUUUUUAUGCCAGAUUGGGAAUGAUCAUAAUUUUUGUUCCAUAUAGGGCCACAACUGUCUAAUCGAUUGUUGUUUUUGUUUAUUUUACAAAAUUGUGGGGAAAAGGGUGUAAAAGGUGAAGUGAGAUUUUUAGUUUCCUGUUCUUUUUUUUUAGAUGGCAGCUACUUUUGGGGUAAUAUAGGGGGCUUUGCAGAGACCCUUGCUGCAGAGAUAAAUUUGUGAAUGGGAACUUAUAACACCCUAAGAGAGUCUUUAAAUGGCAUCAAAAAGUAUUGGUAAUGUUACAGAUUUAGGCAGCACAGGAAAAGGUUUUGAAAAAACCUUGUAGAUUGUACAAAAUCAUGAAAUUUUGAAUGAAGUAAAUCUUUAGCACCUAAAGAUUUAGCAUGUUGAAGCUCCACUAUAUAUGACUUGUAACAUUUUGGCCAAAAGCUUGGACAUACUCCAGUCUGAGAGAAGAAAUCCUGUACAAAUGAAUGACAUGUACAUGCA